AUAUAGUGAAUGUGGUAUUAGGUAAACAAUAUGUAAACAAAUUUAGAUAUAUAUGUAUAUAUAUAUACGAUUUGUUAAUGAAGUACAAUAAAAAGUAUUUCUUACUUCUGCCUCAAUGAAGAUACAAUUGUUGUGCCAUUGCAAACCAACUUCACUUUGUGUUUACUCUAUUUGAAAACAAUAUACCGAGCUUUCUGUAUGGAAGUGCGUUUGUUAUUUGCCAAUCUUUUGAAAAAUAAACUGAUGUUUUAUUUAUAUGUAAAUAAAUAUUAUUUUCGCUGUGCUGAUGACAAUGUACAAUGUUACGACUUUAAUUCUGGAUUGAACUGGGAUUAUUUUUAAUGAGAAAACAUUUGAAAGCUGAAAUUAAAAGAAAUGAGUCACGUUUUAAAAACAAUUUCCAUUAGAGGCGAGGAAGGCCCUAUAGUUGAUUUUACACUAACUGAUAGUGUAGUAAAAUCGGAAACAACUACUGAAUUUAAUAUGGUAGAUUUAAGCAAUGAUACUUCAGAAGAAGAUUGUACUCAAGAACAGAAAUGCGGUAAUUGUUAUAAGUCGUUUAGACGAUUUAGCGAGCUUGAAAAACAUUUAAACUUGUGUCACUUGAAUACUGGGUUCCACCUACCAAAUAUAGAAAUGAUGACAAAUAUUGAGAAAAUCGAAGAGGAUGCAGUUAAUAUGGAGCGGGACAAUAUAUGCUUUUGCUGUGGCGAAAGUUAUGAUACAUUUCAUUUGGGUCCAAUAAAAUGUUCUGGUUGUACAAAAUCUUUUAAAACUUCAAUUAGCUACGAGCGACAUAUUUUCAUAACUCAUUCGGAAUCUGACGCAUUUCCUUGCACUACAUGUAAUGCAAAAUUACGAACAGUUAACCUUUUGAAGUUGCAUGAAAAACAACAUGAGAGAUAUGGAGAAAAUCGCGUUGUUUGUGAUUUUUGUGAGAAGAAAUUUCCAUCAUUAAGUGCAUUAAAAGAUCAUCGUCGUUCUCAUACUGGUGAAAAACCUUACUCAUGUACUGAAUGUAAUCGAAGCUUUUCUGUUAAGGAGUCACUCAAUCGUCAUAUGAGGCGACAUACUGGUGAAAAACCUUUUACAUGCACUGAAUGUAAUCAAAGCUUUUCUCAUAUGAAUACACUUAAAUGUCAUAUGACGCGGCAUACUGGUACAAAAUUAUUUGCGUGUACUGAAUGUAAUAAAAGUUUUGCAGUUAAGCAUGCUCUCAAGUAUCAUAUGAGGCGACAUACUGGUGAAAAACCUUAUCUAUGCAAUCAAUGUAAUCAAACUUUUGCUCUAAAACAUGCACUUACUCGUCAUAUGAAAACACAUACUGGCGAAAGGCCCUACAAGUGUAAUGAAUGUAAUCAGAGUUUCACUGCUAAACGUUCACUCCAUGAUCACAUGACGCGUCAUACCGGUGAAAAACCACACAAAUGCACUGAAUGUAACAAAAGCUUUUCUAUUAAGAGUUCACUCUAUCAUCAUAUGAAGAGACAUGCUGCUGAAAAACCACACGUUUGCAAAGAUUGUGGAAAACGUUUCAUACGUGCCCUUAAUCUAGACUAUCAUAGCAAAACUCAUGCACGUCCAUUCGCUUGCGAUCAAUGUAAAGAAAAAUUCAAAACCAAUAAGGAACUUAAGAAACAUAUCAGAAUUCAUUCAUCUAAAAGCAAGGAUAAAAAUGAAUCCCAAGAGCAUAAAUUUAAAUGCAAAGAAUGUAAAACGAUGUAUGCGACAAAGGAAGAACUCAAAACUCAUUAUAAUAUGGAAGUACAUAAAACCAAACACAAUACGAAGAAACAAAAAGGCUCUGUGACUCGUCAUAAAGAAUUCACAUCAAUUAAAAAAGAUUCUGAGACUAAUCGAAGUACUAAAAAUUCACCAAAAUUAGAACUAAAUAAUUCUGUGUCUUCGCUAACAAAGAUUUACAGACUUGAUGAUUUAAACGAACUUCCAAUUAAAAAUGUUUCAACUAAUAAUAAUAUAAUGUCACCAACAAAAUAUUCAUCAAUGGAAGAUAAGGUUAUUUCACAUUUUUCGAAAGAUGAAGAAAUGCCAAGAAAUGUUCUAACGAUAGAAAACAAAAGUAUUGAAACGGAACCAACAGUUAUUAUUCCUCACAAUCUAGUUGGUGCGAUAACAAAAAAUGAAAUUUUGUUUGAAAAUGACACUCCUAAACAAGAAUUUAUAGAAGAAGCAGUAAAUGAAAGAAGUACUGUGGUUAGGGAGUAUUCUACAAUAAUAAUAGACAACGAGACUACAAAAAUAGAGCUAAGGGCUACUAUUCCUGAUACUCUAAUUGAUCCAGUUAUAAAUGAUUGUGCUAUAUUCGACGAUGGUGUUGAUGAGAAAGAAUAUAAAAAAAAUGAAUUAUCUGAAGGUAGUACAGAAAAUUUAUUUUUAGGAAUCGAACAGUACUCUGUUAUAACGAUAGAAAAUGAAACUAUUAAAAAGGAGCCAGAAAUUAGUAUUCUUGAAACAGAGACUAGUACAGUUAUAAAUGAUGGACCUACAAUCGAAGGUGAUAGUGAUCCACAAAAGUUAAUAGCAAAUAACUUAACUGAAACAACCACACAGAAUUUAUUGAUCAACAAUGAAUUACCGGCUUUGAAAGUUCCUAAAAAUAUGCAGAAAGAAAAACAACUUAUUGCUUGUGAUUUUUGUGAAAAGAAAUUUCCGAAUAUGAGCUCGCUGAAAAAUCAUCGUGUUUCUCAUACUGGUGAGAAACCUUACACGUGUACUGAAUGCAAUAAAAAAUUUGCUGUUAAGCAUGCUCUUAAGUAUCAUAUGAUGCUACAUACUGGUGAAAAACCCUACACAUGUACUGAAUGCAAUAAAAGUUUUGCUAUAAAGCAUGCUCUCAAGUUUCAUAUGAGGCGACAUACUGGUGAAAAACCCCACGUAUGCACAGAAUGUAACAGAAGCUUUACUGUUAAGCAUGCACUCAAACGUCAUAUGAAGAUACACACUGGCGUAGGGUUGUACGAAUGCACUGAAUAUUUUGAGACACGUUUGGAAAAUUUGCGUCAGAAAUGGGACGCAUUUGAAGACAACAAUGAUAAUCUGAUGAAGAAUUUGAAGCCUGAUCAUGAAUAUAUCACAAAAAAUUACUAUGGCCAGUUACAACAAAGACGGAAUGAAAUCGAAAAUCGAUUUAAUAAUGAAUUGGAAAUAAUAAGGCAAAUUGAGCAAAAGGAAGCUCAAGUUUCAAGGCAUCAAGUUAUAAGAGGGCAAGAAGAAGCUCUGUCACUAAGGAAUCAAGACAUAAGUAUCAAUGACGAAGUCACCAUCACCGGGCCAUGUGAUAUUACGAACAAACGUUUAGCAAUCUUAAGUACAAGUCUGUUGCAGAUCAAAGAGACAAUAGACUUAACGAAAAGUAUUGAAACGUUACAGUUCAAAUUGGAGAAAUUGAAGAAUUGUUGGGCAAAGAUCUCACAAUUAAACGAUGAAUCUCUGUUUAACAAUGAUGAAAUAGACCAAGGAGAUUUCAUUCAACUGGAAUCGAUAUACGAAGAAGUAUAUAUCCAGUUACAAGAAGAACUGAACGUUCGCAGUCAAAACGUUUCAGAAACUAGAACAACCGAAUUGUUCGACCGGUUAGUUCAACAAAGCCAUAAUCUAGUGGAUGUAGAAAGAAUGCAGUACUUAAAAGGAAGUCUACGGGGAGAAGCCGCCAGACUUAUCAAUCAUUUAACAAUAACAGCGAACAAUUAUACAGCGGCAGUUGAACUACUGAAACAAAGAUACAACAAUCCAGCAAUACUUGUGGACAAUCUUAUCAAUAAGUUAUUGUCGCUCAGAGCUAUAAGAAACGAGAAUGCACAGGAUUUAAAAACAGUAGUGGAUUCUUCUAGAGAAGUGUUAUAUGGUAUACGUAAUUUAAAUGUGGACACGUCAAGUUGGGAUCCACUAAUAAUACAGAUACUGCUUCCAAAAUUAGAUGGUGAAACCAGAAAAUUAUACCAACAUUCAAGAGGGGCAUCAACACAAAUACCAAAAUUGAGCAGCUUAUACGAGUUUAUCGAGAGCAGAAAUUCACGCCAGGAAAAUGGUCGCAUAUUGCAGUUAGCAGAUCCUUGGUAUGCUGAACCAAAGGAAAUACAAUGUACAAAUACAAUACAAAGUAGAAGAAAGGCAUUGUGA
This is a messenger RNA of Teleopsis dalmanni, 4140 nucleotides long. Its product is annotated as zinc finger protein 729-like. Gene Ontology annotation, molecular function: DNA-binding transcription factor activity, RNA polymerase II-specific; RNA polymerase II transcription regulatory region sequence-specific DNA binding. The record is from RefSeq and is a predicted model, not a curated record. Bases 376 to 4140 code for a protein of 1254 amino acids. Gene Ontology annotation, cellular component: nucleus. Gene Ontology annotation, biological process: regulation of transcription by RNA polymerase II. Lineage: Eukaryota; Metazoa; Arthropoda; Insecta; Diptera; Diopsidae. The transcript is spliced from 18 exons.